Molecule: messenger RNA, 1013 nt
Organism: Entelurus aequoreus (snake pipefish)
Lineage: Eukaryota; Metazoa; Chordata; Actinopteri; Syngnathiformes; Syngnathidae
Exons: 11
Coding region: 71-889 (272 amino acids)
Source: RefSeq, a predicted model, not a curated record
GGCUAAAUGGACCGUAUGAAGAAGCCAAAGUUGUCAUGAUCCGAGAGCUCCGCGACUUGGAUCAAUAUAGAUGAGACCUGCUAGACUUAUGACUGACACGGCUCAUCCUUGGCUGGAGACGGGGAAAGCUACGCAGCGAAAAGCUCCACCGUCUCGCCGAGUGCCAGCAAGAGUCAUGAGUACUUGUCAACUCGACUCCUCAACUGGAGAUAACUUUCUAGCACCUCACCAUGGGGAAGGAUGUAUUCAUAUGCCUUCACCAGCACAUGCAUUUAACAUGCAGAGAGUUACACAAGUUCUUACCACCUUGGGGCACCAUUCAGACAACUACAAAGACGCAUUAAAAAUAAUGCAACAAUAUGGAAAGGGCUGCAACACCUCAGACCUGCAAUCUGAGGCAGAGAACGAGGAGCUGCCAGAAAAAAGGAACGGGAAGCCAGUCCAUCGUCUCGGGGACUCAGAUGAUAGCGAAGAAGACCCGGGAAAUAGUGACCUCACAUCUCUGGGGUUGGCAAGCCAAUUGCACAGGCAGAUGCCAGCAAGAGUCAUGAGUACUUGUCAACUCGACUCCUCAACUGGAGAUAACUUUCUAGCACCUCACCAUGGGGAAGGACGCAUUCAUAUGCCUUCACCAGCCCCUGCAUUAAACAUGCAGAGAGUUACACAAGGAACGGCAGUCCCUCCUCGACUCCCUCCACCCCCCUCACCAGCAGCCCUCAACAUGUGGCAGACAGAGGAGCCUGGAUCCAGCCUGGCCUACAGGCCAACAUGGCGAGGGGGAAGAAUGGCCGACAACAUUUCCUGCUCUGCGCCUGAGGUAAUCCACAUCCUUAGCCUGCUGGAAACUAUUAAGCACAACCAAGACCAGCUGAUUGCGAAGGUGCUGUGAGUAAAAAUGUGUUGACAAGGUCAGCCACGGACGCUGAGGUCACCAAACACGCCAUCAGGUGGUUCAACUUGGCGGGGGAUCGGGCAACGAGGAGACGAGUCCCGCUUCCACCUCCUCAGGAGGA